Phalacrocorax carbo (great cormorant) is the source of this 3940-nucleotide messenger RNA. The record is from RefSeq and is a predicted model, not a curated record. Lineage: Eukaryota; Metazoa; Chordata; Aves; Suliformes; Phalacrocoracidae.
GCUCUGUGGCAGCCGCUCUGGCCGGUCUCUCUGUGACUGGCCGCCGCGGUGCGCAGUUGCCAUAGCGCCGCCGCCGCCGAGCGGGGGCUCGGGCCGACCCGCAGCCCGGCCCCGCCGCCCUCUGCGAGACGGGGCCGCAGAAGGAGGCGGGUGGGGACAAUUGCAGCACUGCUAAAUUGAUGUUAGAGACAGAACUUGUCUGCAUGCCAAGUCUUCGAACCGCCUCAUGGUCUACCUUCAGAGACAUCUUAAACCUGCAGAUAGCUGUGUCUGAUAGUCAUGAGUGGUGCUGUGGUGCUGAUACUAUCUCUGAACUCUUCUUUACUAUGUGGGCAAGCUGUUGUAAUUGGCUUUGUCUGGAUGGCUCAUCUGAAGAGAUGCAGCCGCAGCCGCAGCAGGGAGCCAGAGCCCAAGCCUAUUCCAACCCUGGGUACAGCUCCUACCCGUCUCCCACGGCUUCUGAACAGAGCUGCAAAGCCUGUGGGGUGCGCUUCGACAGCUCCUCGAGGAAGCACAUCUGCUUGGACUGUAAGAAGAAUUUUUGUACGUCCUGCUCAAACCAGCCCGAAGGCGGUCCCCGUCUCUGCCAUCUAUGCCAGCGUUUCCGAGCCACAGCUUUUCAGCGGGAAGAAUUGAUAAAGAUGAAAGUGAAGGAUUUGCGAGACUAUUUGGCACUCCGUGAGAUUUCCACAGAGUUGUGUCGUGAAAAGGAGGACCUGGUAUUUCUGAUUCUUGGCCAGCAGCCUGUAAUUACCCAGGAAGAUCAGAUAAGAACAAGUCCAUUCCAUACUAGUGCCUCUGGACAGCAAGACUUUGUGAUUCUCCCACCAACCAGCAUAGCAUCUUCUACCUCACACGAUGCGUCUCCCAUGUCUGCAGAUCCCAUCUCAAGUUCAUCAGCUCAGGAACAUCAACAGGCAAAUGGGUAUGUGCCUCCAAGCCAAGUCGGUGUUGCAGGAGUUGAGAAUGCAGCAGAAGCACCAACAGAGGAGGAGACACAGUCUACUGACUCAGAAGAUAACCUGGUGCAGGGGAGGAAGGCUUCUCUCUCUGAUCUAACAAGCAUUGGAGACAUCAAUGCACUCUCUGUGCGACAGCUGAAGGAAAUUCUUGCCCGCAACUUCGUCAACUACAAAGGCUGCUGUGAAAAGUGGGAGCUGCUAGAGAGGGUGACUCGUCUGUAUAAAGAGAAAGACCUUCAACAUCUAGUUUCCGACACUGAUGAUCAAACCGGUGGUGCUGGGCUCCCUGGCACAGAGGACAACCUCUGCAAAAUCUGCAUGGAUGCGCCCAUUGACUGCGUCCUGCUGGAAUGCGGCCACAUGGUCACUUGCACCAAGUGCGGGAAGCGGAUGAGCGAAUGUCCCAUAUGCAGGCAGUAUGUGAUAAGGGCCGUCCAUGUCUUUAAGUCCUAAGUGCGUGUAGGGAAGAGUGGUGAUGCCUUAAAGCCUCAUCUAUCGUUAGAGGAAUGGUCAAAAUUGCUACAAAUAGUUAGGUUGGACAUUAUCAUAUGGACCCCUUCGAUAGCUGGAAGUGAUGGAAGGAUGAAGCCUGGGGGAAAAAUGCUCUUGCUCAAAGCCGUGCCUGGCUGUGCUCUUCCCACUAUAGUGCUUUACACCACAGUGCCUGGACUCCUCGGAACUCCUUGCCAGCAGCAGACACAGAAAUCAUUAACCACCUCUGUUCUAGAAUAACUUGACCCACGGGUUUUGGGGGCAGAUGGAUGCUUGGCUUUCCACCACAAAGAUGAGACUGGGAGGCUUCGUAUUUUCCCUUGAAUAAUAAACAAAAGUGGACCGGGAUCUCAGAAAGUGACAUUUGUUUUGCUGCUUAGGCUAUACACCCAGCAACAACUUUAUUUUCAAAGAUUAAAAAUGUUACUGUGCUCAUUAGUUUUUUUUUUUUAAUUUAAUGUUAAAUUCAUAUGCUUGCAGGACAGGCAGACUGCCUUAAUUUUUUUCUAUGUUCAGAGUAAGCAUAAUUCUAGCCUAGUGCAAUUGUGGGGAAAUGUAUAAUUUUAUUUAAAGAUGGACUUUGUGUUAUUGAAAAAUGUAAGGGGAGUGAGACUCCGAAACAUACAGCCUUACCUUGUGUGGUGGUGGUUUUCUGUUUACAUGCCAGUGAUCCUAGUUUGACUGUUGUUGAUUCCUUUGACUUCACAGGCUUCCUUACAGUAUGCCAGCAAUCGCUUUAAAACUAAACUGACUUCACUUGAUUAAGGAGCUACAAAUCUAAGGCUUGAGACCUUUAGAGGGUUUAGCAGGGAAAACACACAGCUGAAGAGCAGUAAGGACUCUGUUGCCACACAAUCAUACUUAAGUACAGGUGACUUUCUUUUUACAGGGGAGAUGUGAAAGCAAGCAAACUUUAUCUCCCUUGAAUCAGUACGAUGAGCAAUCAUCACUGCAGAUGCUUGUUUACUAGCCAGCUUCUUCCCUCUCCUGCCCUUUGCUCCGUUUUACAGUCAUGUCCAGACUGCUUAUCAAAAGCAAUUCAUUUGGUUCUUUCUGCUUGUGAGGGUUCCGUGCUCUGAUACGUGACAAUUGUAAGCCCUUACGCUAUCCUCACCAACAGCAGGUGCAUUUGGAAGCCUUGCUGGAGAAAAUUGUAACUGGUAUACUUUUCCCCUCAGUGGCCUGCAAGCGUUCAGUCCGUUCGGCUGGUAACUCAGCUACGUUUCAGAAUCUUGAUGCCUUAAGUUUCCAGCCAUGGUGGGAUUGCGUAUUCAUUUCAAGUCAUUUGUGAAGUUGAGUACAUUCUGCUGCAGGUUUUUCUUGUCUAGUGUUCCCCUUUAUGGGGGGGGCAGUGGGUGACUACAGUGUUCAAACUGAAUCUGCACAGCUGCCAACAGCAGAACAGCAUAAAAACCCAAGUGUCUGCUUACAGCUUCUGGAGCAGUGGAAGUGCAGUUACAGAACUGACCACCAAAGCCAUCUACUUUUGCAAUAAGUGGUAGUGUAUGUUAACAGCAAAUUAGGCUUGUGUAAUCUUGAACAUGGAAUAUUGCACGAGUGUCAACUCGCUUCUCUACUGGUGUGGAGUGUCUCUGCUCUGCAAGCUGGAAUCAAAAAAGCACUUAAGAAAUCUGUCACCCAGUAGGUAGCAGAGCCUUUGUGCUCCUGAGGUGGACUCUGAACUCCACAAAAAUGCAACAGCUGCUGAGGUUUAUUGAACUAAAAAUGCUGAGAUUUACCUUGUUCCCUGUUCAGGUUGUUCUCUAAUCUUUGGCUUAUGGUUUAACAGCUUCCAGCAUGAGAGCACUGGUGCAAGUCAAUGCAUCGUAUUAAAAAAAAAAAACCAAAACAAAACCUGCAGGUAAGCAGUAACUGUAUUUACUCUUCCAGAGGUUCCCUGGGACCUCUCUGAGAGGUACAGGAAUACAGAGUGUUCAACAGCCUCACUUAGUAAAUUCACUGUGAAAAUUCAUGUUAUCAUUUUUCAAUAAACUCAGGGCUGGGGGAAUUUAGCAGGAAGAUUAUUCCCCUGUGGACAGAUGUACUUUUACUUGUAGAGGGUAGGCUUAUUUUCUACAGCAGCUAAACCAAGUUGAUCAAUGCCUGAAAUUUUAGGAGUGAGAUGAUAUACCCACCCUAUGACUCUGAAACGGGCUUUCUGAAGGGACAACUCUCUUUUCCUGACUACAGUGUUUCUCUUGCAAAAGUGGAUUCUCUAGUAUGGAUAAGAUCAAGUUGUUUUUUGAAGGAGAAAACUGAUUAAUGAUCCAAAGGAAUAUAAUGAUCUGAACUAAUAAAAUGGAAAUAUUUAUGUGCUUUAUGUACACUGUACAUAGUUUAAAUAUUUUAAAAAGUUAAUAUUCUACUUGAAAUGGCAUGUUAUUCGCUAUUAAAUCCUCUUGGUACUAUGAUGGUUAAACUUACUAGUUUUGGUACAGAACUUUGGUUUAUAAUUUUAUAAUAAAGUUGAAAUAUCAAUUAGGUAA